Messenger RNA from Cucurbitaria berberidis CBS 394.84, 3699 nucleotides. RefSeq lists its product as uncharacterized. NCBI's taxonomy places the organism in Eukaryota, Fungi, Ascomycota, Dothideomycetes, Pleosporales, Cucurbitariaceae. Gene Ontology annotation, cellular component: Slx1-Slx4 complex; nucleus. Gene Ontology annotation, biological process: DNA repair; DNA replication. The record is from RefSeq and is a predicted model, not a curated record. The transcript has 6 exons. Gene Ontology annotation, molecular function: 5'-flap endonuclease activity. Bases 1 to 3699 code for a protein of 1232 amino acids.
AUGAAGGGUUUCGGCCUGACCGGAGCGCAAGGCGAUGCCUCGGUGAAUCAUUGCUACCGUACACUUCAUUUCCCGUGGCCUCCUGGGUGUCGCAAGCCAUACCUGGCCCGACGGUGGCAUGACAUCGCCGAUGGUCUCAUCCAACCGCGUCCCGCCAAGAAGCCAUUCCAGUUCUGUCGAAAGGCCAUACGAUGCAGUGGCGCUUACAGUCUGUACAUGUUACCGCACAGCAUCGCCGCUGCCGUUCAUACGCCUGAGGUCGUCCGUAACAUUGACAAGGUGGGGUGGGGUGUUGACAGCGGUGAGGGUAGAAGCUCAAGUCGACCAACAAGCGCCGCUGCUACUGCUAAAGCACGUUCGAGGCUGUCACUGUGUCAAUAUCGAUGUAGCCCGGCGUGGUUCCAGCUCUGCAAAGAUUCAAAGCGAGCUGCGGCGAAGGAGCUACUGGCCCAUAGUAUGAAGGACACCAUGCCCAGCGACGAGAACAUGACGAAUGCGAUGGAGAGCGUUGGCCGUGUAACUAAAAGGGUCGGGGACAAUGCUUGGAGCCGUGGACAGAGGGGUCCAAGAUCCGGUCAUCUGGACGGUGGAAACUCGUCCAGGAGACGUGAGGAAACGAGAAAGGGAAGCCGCGCGGGAGAAGACAUCUCCUACCGGCGCUACAGAGUGCUUCGAGGACGUCGAUCGGUGAUAAAGUCACCCACCCCCCCUGGCCCGUGCCUUCUCCGCGAAUGCACAACCCACGCCACAAUACGGGUUGCAACUGCCAACUUGACCCAACUGGCUGCCCGGGGCCUUCUUCAGCGACUGAGGAUGGCGGGCAAUUCCUAUGAGAUAGUCAUACUAUCCUCGAGUCCGCCUGCUGCUGAGCUGUACGCCCCAUCCUCCCCGCCCAAUGGCUAUCCUGCUACGAGACGCGUCGCAAUGUCACCAUCCUCCCAUCUAGCAUUCUCUCCGCCCGUCAGUCCGAGGAGACGAAUCGCCGGCGCGUCCAAGACCAACCUACGUGCUGCCCCCAUCCCCGACGGCGCCGUCAGGGGGUUCGCCACGGUUAAUAGCCUCAUUCGCUCAGAGCACUUCGCAAACCAGCUGUACGACAACUUGACUGAGGGACAGCACGCGCAAUCACGUCGAGGGUCGCUAGAGGCUGCAGAAGGAGAUGUUCCAGCUUCGAAGAAACCUCGCGGGCGCCCUACGAAGAAGUCGACAGCGGGCGACAGCGACAAAACGAAGCCCAAGCCCAGGCGGCGGAAAGCGACGGCGGACAAAGCCAACACCGCCUGCGACCCAGAGCUCCGACUCCCAGCGUCUACAAAAUCCCCUUUCUUUGCGGAACAAGACACAGAGCCACAAAUUGAGCCCCAGAACGAAACUGCAGAAAUCACACCGGGACUCACAAAGUCGGGCAAGCCGCGAAAGCCGCGCGCAAAGAAGCAGAAAGCCGAGAGUGCCGAGACGGCACAAGAACCAAAGCUGAAGAAACCAAGAGUUACAAAAGUAAAGGCGGCUGCGAAAGACGGGAAGCUGCAGCGGGAUGAUGCGUCGCUCGUAUCUGCACAUUUCCGCGACAAUGCGAACAGGGGCGAGGAUCAGGCUGCAAAUGAGCUCGGAACACUCAAAUCGGUGGAGGCCCAGAAUAUGGAUGUUGAGAGUACAUCAACAUGGGAGGUACCGCCAAGUCCACAACCGAAGAACAAGGCUCCUUCGAAAAAGCGGCCGUCAAAUCCCAUGGAGGAGGCACUGCAUCUAGAAGAAGCCGUAGCGCGAAGACGAGAUUGGACGCCACCACCGCAGGAUACUGCAGUCAUCACCCCGUUCACAGAUUCAGUCGGGAAAGAAAACAAACACUCGGCGCAGGACACUAAUGGUACCUUUACCCAUAUGCUCUCCAACUUUGCCUAUGCACAAUCACCAUCUGCGCCAACUAUGGUAGAAGCUGCGGGCUCAAUUACAAAAUCUAUGGGUUUAACGAAGCGACGACGAGUCGAGCUCGUCGAAGUCCCUAGCAACCAGACUAAUUCAAGAAACUCAUCGCCUGAGAAGGGCAAAGCGCCCAAGAAGAAGGUACGCACAAUCACGGACCUGGUAACCGGACAAUACGGCCCCAAAGAUCCAAAUUUCGAUCCACAAGCCAUGACCAGCGACUUCUUUCAGCUUCGAACUACCGCAACAAAAGUGCCGUUGAACGAUACCUCUGCGCUGGACGCCGAUGCACCACCCAAAAAAGCGCCUCACAAGCGUUCAAAAUCCAAAUCUGAUACCGAGAAUACUAAGACGAAUGCGAGAGCUAGAAAGACGACCGCCAAGGUUCCUAAGCCUAAGGCAGUUGCAGAGAAGCUGCUCAGUCCGACAUCUGCAGUACAGCGCCUGGGUAGACAGGAUGUUCUAUUCGGGACUUCGAGUCAACUUGCACUCGAGGAAUCGCCGACGAUGGUGCGCCAAUUGCAGCUAGCACUCAAAGAAUCUGAACAUGACGCAGAAGCGCCGCCCAGUUUUCUCUUGCCAGCACCACCACGAUGGCCAAGGCUCGGAAAAGUAAUCGGUACAAGGGGACUAUGGGCUGCGAGUACUAGAGAUGACGAGGGCGGUAUGCUUGAGCACGUGGGUGAUGUGUACAUUCCAGAGCCUGACCGGACUCAAGACAUCCCAUUGCUCAUGGAUAGCACACGUGAUGAGUCUGACGCUGCUACCUUCCUUGAUAUCGAUGACCUUAAUUCUGCACCAGCAAUCCUUAUAUCAUCCGAUCUCCCUACACCUCCACAUGCCACGUCUCGGGGCUCCCAGACUGUCGAAUCAGGGGUUGCUGAUCAUUCAAUCAAGGAUGUUGUGUUCGAGGACAUUCAAGGCUUCGAGCAGGAGCCACCACCCUCGAACCAGAAUGUCGACUCUGAGAUCAGCUUUGCAGACAUUGACGAUUUCGACUUCCCGCCGUCAGCGCAGCUGCGCAUGUCUCCGUCACCAAAGUUGAGGCCGCCAGCGUCAGCGACCGCUGACGAGAGUUCUAAGAGGCGCCAUGGGAGAACUCCUAAAGCAGCUAUGCUCAAAGGAGCGUCCUCGCAACCCGAGGCGAUAGCGAUGACGCCAUCCAAAUCAUCGAGUCGCUUCAUUGACAUCGAAGAGAUCCUCGACUCCGAAGACGAAGCCCUCGAAGCCCUAUCUCCCACACCACCCCGCAAACGCAACUUUCAAGAUCUAACACCCUUGCCGCUAUUCUCUUUAGAUCCCUCGCCUGUGAAAGCUCCCUUGAAACCUAGCACCAACACCCUAGCCCACACGCCCGUCUUCCGCAUCGAUACCUCCAAUCUCCAAUGGGUACAUAUCAAAACAGAGAUCUUCAACCAAAUAACCACACACAUCCGCGCGAUCCCACCAACAAAUAAUCCCAAACAACCCAGCUGGCAUGAGAAAAUUCUCAUGUACGAUCCUAUUGUGCUCGAGGACUUCACUGCGUACCUAAAUGCACAAACCAACAUCCGCACUUACAGGAGAGCGACGCAGAAGCAGAUCAAGGCUUGGAACCAGAUGUUAAAGGGUGAUGGGCAAUCAAUCUUGAGUGUCGAUGAGAGCGGCGAUGAGGUCCUUGCGAUUGAGAAAGAGUUGGAAGCCUAUAUGGCGCAGGGGUGGUGUGAGAGUAUGAGUGUUUGUUGCAUUUGGGGGGAGGGAAGGGGCAAGGGGGGAGCUAGGAAGGGACUCUAUUAG